GGAUCUCCUUGCAGUCCAAGGGACUCUCACGAGUCUUCUCCAACACCACAGUUCAAAAGCAUCAGUUCUUUAUAGUCCAAGUCUCACAUCCGUAUAUGACUACUGGAAAAACCAUAGCUUUGACUAGAUGGCCUUUUGUUGGCAAAGUAAUGUCUCUGAUUUUUAAUAUGCUGUCCUUCCUAUAUCUCUGUGCCAAGCCUUGGGGGCCAGAUAAAAGUGCCGCUUCUCUGAGCUUCAGUUUCCCCAUCUGUGAAACGGAGAGCUGACUGCCCUCCUCCCAGGUGUUUGUACAGAUGGCCUAAGCUAUUGGAAUAAAGCAACUGCCUGUGAUAGCCAGAAACGGCUCCACGUCUAUCUGCCGGUGAUCCCCCCUGCCCAGCUCUGCCAGGAUGGCCCCUUGGCUGUCACUGGUGGGGAGGCCUUCUCCCCUCUCCCACUUUCCUUGGGGAAUGUGACCUAACAGAUUCCCGUGUCUCACCCGCUCGCCUGUCCUGGGAUCUGGGACUUACAGCCUCAUCUUCCUGCCCGCUCCGGAUUCAGACCAGCCCAGAAGCUUCCACUCAGCCCUCACCAUUGGCCUUCCCUUUCCUUUCACUAUUCUGGUGUCUGCGUCUCAACGCCUGCCCACUGUCUCAGGGAGGUGCCUCAUGGCAGCCCGCCCCUCUAGCCUGGUUUCCUCAGGAAAAGCCUGGGGAGGAAGCAGGAAGGGGGUUGGGCGCUGUGGGGGCCAGACUGACCCAAGCCCUCCCGCUGCACUGGCCGCCAUGGGGCCAGGGCUGCUGUUCCCUCUGCUGCUGCUCGGGGCUCUGGGGGCCCCGGGGUCUGAGCUGGAUGCCGGGGGGCGGCACGUCUGCAAGGCCAGCAGCCCCUCUGCUGAGCUCCAGUGCUGCCCAGGCUGGAGGCAGAAAGAUCAAGAAUGCACCAUCCCCGUCUGCGAGGGGCUGGACGCCUGCCGGGAAGACGAAGUAUGUGUGAAACCAGGCCUCUGUCGAUGCAAACCUGGAUUCUUCGGAGCCCAGUGCAACUCCCGCUGCCCGGGCCAGUACUGGGGUCCCGACUGCAGGGAGGUCUGUGCCUGCCACCCGCACGGCCAGUGCGAACCGGCCACCGGCGUGUGCCACUGCCAACCCGACCGCUGGGGCGACCGCUGCGAGUCCCCGUGCGCCUGCGGCCCCCACGGCCGCUGCAACCCCGAGACCGGCGCGUGCCGCUGCGAUCCCGGCUGGUGGUCGCCCACGUGCCGCCGCCCGUGCCAGUGCAACCCCGCGGCGGCGCGGUGCGAUCAGGCCACCGGCUCCUGCCUGUGCGAGCCAGGCUGGUGGGGCCGCCGCUGCAGCUUCCGCUGCGCCUGCCACGGCUCGCCGUGCGCGCAGGAGUCGGGCCGCUGCGCCUGCCGGCCGGGCUGGUGGGGCCCCGAGUGCCGGCAGCCGUGCGAAUGCGUGCGCGGCCGCUGCGGCGCCGCCUCCGGCCAGUGCACCUGCCCGCCCGGCUUCCGUGGCGUGCGCUGCGAGCUGCCCUGCCCCGCUGGCCGGUACGGGCUCCAGUGCCGCGACAGCUGUGGCCAGUGCAAGCAGAAUAAGCCAUGCUCUGCAGACACAGGCAGCUGCGAGGCCUGCGAGCCAGGCUGGAACGGGACCCAGUGCCACCAGCCCUGCCCUCCUGGCACCUUUGGGGAGAACUGCAGGCAGCAGUGCCCCCACUGCCGGCUUGGAGAGGCCUGUCAGCCAGACACUGGGCACUGUCAGCACUGUGAGCCUGGCUGGCGGGGGCCCAGAUGCGAAGACCCCUGCCUGAUUGGCACCUUUGGGGAAGCUUGUGGCUCUACCUGCCCCACCUGCAUCCAGGGGACCUGUGAUACUGUGACUGGGGAGUGUGUCUGCAACGCCGGCUACUGGGGGCCCAGCUGCAAUACUUCGUGUCCAUCUGGCUUCCAUGGAAACAACUGCUCUGUUCCCUGCGAAUGUCCAGAGGGAAGCUGCGACCCUGUCUCUGGGGCCUGCCAGCUGGGAUCUCAUAGUCAGGAUGCCGCCCUCAUCGCGGGCAUCCUCGUACCUCUGCUGCUGCUCCUGCUGGCCAUCGCCUGCUGUGCCUGCUGCUGCUGGGCUGCCCGGCUGGACCCCAAGGACAGGCCAGUGAGAGAUGGAACUGCCAUGUCCAGGAUGAAGCUGCAGGUCUGGGAGGCCCUGACCUCCAGCCUGGGCUCUGCGCUGCCCUGUGGUUCCCUGAGCAGCCACAAGCUUCCCUGGGUGACAGUCUCGCACCAUGACCCGGAGAUUCCCUUCAACCACAGCUUCAUCGAGCCACCCUCUGCCGGCUGGGCUUCGGACGACUCCUUCUCUUCGGAUUCCGAGUCUGGAGAAGAGGAUGAGGGUCCUGCCUACUGCGUACCACCCCAAGAAGGGAUGGUCUCUGCGGCCCCAGCGGAAUCCUCAGAGGCCAGCCUGGCUGGAGGUCCCUUCCCUCCCCCUGAGGACGCCUCCACACCGUUUGCCAUCCCGCGCACUUCCAGCCUCGCCAGGGCCAAGCGGCCAUCAGUCUCCUUUGCUGAAGGCACCAAGUUUGCACCGCAGAGUCGCCGAGGCUCUGGGGAGCUCUCCAGCCCGCUCCGAAAGCCCAAGAGGCUCUCCCGGGGGACCCAGCCAGGUCCCGAAAGCCAGGAGAUUGAGGAGCCCACAGGCCCACAAGUGGAAACAGAUGGGGCCCCUCCUGGCACUGCCAGCCCCAGGGAUUCAGCUGCUGGCCGCCGCCGGCUCCCACUUGGUGGCCGGACAGUGGCUGAGCGUGUAGAAGCCAUCGAGGGCAGCGUCCAGGAAAGCUCAGGCUCUGUCAGCACAAUCUACAUGUUGGCAGGGACACCGCGGGGACCUGAGGGCCCUGUCCGGUCUGUCCUCCGCCGUUUUGGUAGCUUCCAGAGAGGCCAGGCAGAACCCAAGGUCAAGAGUGCCAUCCCCAAGCCUCCACGUCGGGCCCUGAGUCGGAACAGGGGCAGCCCCAGGCUGGACUCUGGCUCUGCCCAUCAGAGCCCUAGCUCAGCCAUGAAGGAGGAGCUGACUGGGGCCUUGGAGUCUGCAGGGACUGGGUCAGAGGAGGGUGCCAGGAGCCUGGGGGGCGGCAUCAAGAGCUCAGGGGGUGGCCAGGAGGUGGCCCCUGAGGAUGGUCCCCUAGGACAGGAUCCCCAGAAGGUGGCUGACGAGGAAGGGCAGGAGGAGCCCCAGUAUGAAAAUGUUGUACCCAUCUCUGGGCCACCGGACCCCUGAGGAUCUUUAAUUUCGUGAGUGGGAAGAUGGUGGAUGGGGCUUAGGCCUCAGAUUGCCCCGAUCAGAUUGUGUUUUGUGCUGAGAAAAUAUCCCAGGGCCAGAAAGACAUGCCCCCUUGCGCUUUCACCGGGAAAUGUCAGUGCUGGAGGCCAGUUGGCUCUGGGUCCUAGCCAAGCUCUGGGAGUGGGUCUGGAAGGCCUGGGCAGAGACCCCACCGGAUGGGGUCAGGAAGAGGGAAGAGAUGACUGCAGGGACUUUUUUCUCUGUUGUCCUGGGCUCUGUUUAGUCCCAGUCUCUUCUUUCCUUCAUUUGCAAAACAUUUUUCUGAAAUGGGAAACAACCUAACUGUUGGAUGAUAAAAAAUUAAAGAGAUAUUCCUUAUGAAAGGUUCCUAAACAACCAACUAAAUCAGGUUGUGUAAGAAUAUGGGAGCUUGUUCAUGCUAUCCUGUUACAUGUAAAUCAUGUUUCCUUUUUAUAAAUUUCAUUCCUUUUGGCCUCAGAAUACAUGUUUAGAAUUCUUCCAUUUUGUGUUUAUUUUGUGACUGGUUUAUAGACUUAAAGACAUGAGGGGGACUUCCCUGGUGGUCCAGUGGUUAAGAAUCUACCUUGCAAUGCAGGGGACUUGGGUUCCAUUCCUGGUCAGAGACCUAUGAGACCCCACAUGCUGUAGAGCAACGAAGCCCACAGACCACAACUAGAGAGCCCGAGCGCAGCAGCUACUGAAGCCUGCCCACUCUGGGUCCCAUGCGCUGCUACUAAGGCCCGACAUAACCGAGUACCUAACUACUUUUAAAGAAAUGAGAAAGAUGGACGUGCGUAAAAAGCAUUUGAAAGAAAGGGAUCACAUGGCAUUUUUCUCUGGAAGAGGAGAGUGCGGCAGAUUAUUUUCUUAAAUUUACACAUAAUUUGCAAAUUUCCUACAUUCUUUUUUUAUUUUUCUCACUAGGUUGAAUUUUUUUUAAAUUAUAACAAGCAAUGUUGUUUGUUAACAAUAAAAAGGACUGGGCUUCCCUAGUACCAUCGCUCAGUGGUAAAGAAUCUGCCUGCAAAGGCAGGAGGCACGAGUUCGGUCACUGAUCUGGGAAGAUGCCACAGCUCCUGAAGCCCAGGUGCCCUAGAGCCUGUGCUCCGCGACGAGGGAGGCAGCACAACGAAGCGUGCGCACAGCCCCUGGAGAGAAGCCGCUGCUCACCACCGCCAGAGAGACGCCUGUGCAGCAAUGAAGACCUAGCCCAGCCGCAAUGAAUAGAAGCUUAGAAAUGAACAAAAGCACUAACAUUAUAGAUGUGUCUAGAGUGAAAAAUCAGAUUUCCCUUCUCCUCAAGGGAUUCUGUGGGAUGAGGGAGGGGCCAGACUUAAUUUUCAUGGAAUGCCUGUUGGUCUAGUCCUGAAUUAUUUCCUCACAUAAUUGCAUUACCCAGACAGGAAAUAAAGAUCAAACCCCUCUGUCCCAGUGUGUAGAGAAGCUCAUGAACAGUUUAGAUGCUUCCUUUCAGAUGUUUUUCUGCGCGCAUGAGAAGAGCGUCUCAUUCUGCAGUUUGCUAUUUUACUUAACAAUGUAUCCUGGCUAUCUUUUGAUGUUAGUUAAUAUAAAACUACCUCUUUUUAUAAAAACUGGGAUUCCACCAUGGGGAAAUAACACAGGUUGUUUAAGCCAUCCCCUACCUAUGGGGAUGUGGGUUGUUUCUAAUUAUUUUGAUCCAAUAAAUGAUUCAGUAGCCAA
Messenger RNA from Capra hircus (goat), 4982 nucleotides. RefSeq names its product scavenger receptor class F member 1 (gene SCARF1). Gene Ontology annotation, molecular function: scavenger receptor activity. NCBI's taxonomy places the organism in Eukaryota, Metazoa, Chordata, Mammalia, Artiodactyla, Bovidae. The coding region runs from base 648 to 3257 and encodes 869 amino acids. The record is from RefSeq and is a predicted model, not a curated record. The transcript has 11 exons.